Messenger RNA from Eupeodes corollae, 3095 nucleotides. It is a transcript of the gene qua, whose product is annotated as villin-like protein quail. Gene Ontology annotation, biological process: actin polymerization or depolymerization; barbed-end actin filament capping; actin filament severing. Lineage: Eukaryota; Metazoa; Arthropoda; Insecta; Diptera; Syrphidae. Bases 429 to 3014 code for a protein of 861 amino acids. The record is from RefSeq and is a predicted model, not a curated record. The transcript is spliced from 8 exons. Gene Ontology annotation, molecular function: actin filament binding; phosphatidylinositol-4,5-bisphosphate binding. Gene Ontology annotation, cellular component: cytoplasm; actin cytoskeleton.
UUUCUAGAGCGCGCACUUUCAACUCUGUUUCAAUCCUUAGCUCGUAAAGUUGUAUAAACCUAAAUAAGUGGUGAUUUUUCUAAUCUUUCCCAAAAAGAAACAAGAUUUUUGUAAAAAUAAUGAGACGGAAAAAAACAUUAUGUUACUUUGUAUAUUUUUGAAUUCGCGUCGAUCAACAUCACCACCAUAAUUUAAUAAAGUGUGGUUAACCUUUUUUGAAAGAGAAUUAUUUGCGAAUGUUUAUUUUAGACGAGUUUUGGCGGUAGUUAUGAAUAUUCCAAGUGUGUGAUGGCAAUUCCAUAUAACAGUUAAUUAGUGAAGAUAUGAAAUUAAUGUAAACAUAAGUUCAAGAAGUUGAUUAAGUUUUAAAUAAAUAAUUUAUUUAAACUGUGAGAAAUUAAGUCAAAGCUAUACACCAACAAUACCUAAUGAGAGAUAUGAUUAAGUGGAAUUUUAUUCAACAGGAAAUUUCUCCUGAUACCAUCUCCGAACUCAGAGUAGAUGCAUCGUUUCGAAAACUCUCCCGUAAUGCAAUAUGCUUUCAUAUUUGGAAAAUAGAAGAAGAUCGUUUAGAAGUUGUUGCGAGAGAGAAUUUUGGCAGUUUCUACGAUGAUUGUUGUUACAUCAUAUAUGCAGCAUGUCCAGCUGGAACUUAUGUCAAUCAAGAUACAAUUUCAAGAGAAAUCAAAAAUGCUACAGGUCUUGAAAGAUUCAUUCAUUUUUGGCUCGGUGAAAAGGUUACUCAGCAAAAAAAAGCAAACGUCGCCCACAAGGUCAUGGAAUUGGAUACAUAUUUUGGGAAUGUAGCAACUGAAUAUAGAGAAUCUCAGGGUAAUGAGAGUGAGCGAUUUAUGUCGUAUUUUAGGCGAGGCAUCACAAUUUAUUCGGGAGCUUUGGUUUCUUCAACUGAUACCUGUCGGCUUUUCCAAAUCCGAGGUCGUCAAUUUCUAAGCUGUGUCGAAAUGGAUUCGAUUGACUGGCAUAAUUUUGGCAGUGAGUACAUCAUGAUUUUAAAUACUGGCAAGGAGACAUUCAUGUGGAUUGGCCGAUCGAGUAAUGUAGGCGAUCGACGUGAAGCUCUGGCAAUUGCAACAAGAUUCAAAAAUUCGACUUGUGCCAGUGAGUUAAUCAUUAUUGACGAUGGUUAUGAACAAUCGAUGAAAGACGAACACGCACAAAUAUGGAACACAUUAUUGCCGCGGAGCGAUCGGGUUGUCAACCAGGGUAAUCAAAUCGACAAGCCAUACAGUAGUUCGUUUAAGUUGUAUAAAUGCGGUUACAAGGGAACAAAGUAUUGGAUCGAUCAGAUAACCUCAACGCUUCCAAGUCAAAGUGAUCUCAAUGAUUCGAUGGCGGUUUAUAUUUUGAAUGGGUUCUCAUUGGGCGUUUGGAUGUGGAUCGGAAAGAACGUGCCCAAUGUCGAAAAUAUUGAAGCCAUCAGGAAUGGUAGGGGAUUUAUUAAAAAGAAAAAGUAUCCGUCCUCAACUCUGCUGAUUCGUGUCAUCGAAGGACACGAACCAAUCGAGUUUACCCAUCUCUUCCCAGGUUGGGUAGAUAGGGAAACUAAAACAACCCACAUUUUGGGGAAAUUCGACACUAUGAGUCUUUCACAACGACCUAAAAUGGCUGCAGAAAAUCAACUCGUUGACGAUGGUACUGGAGAGAAGCAUGUUUAUCAAGUUAUGGAAGAUUAUCUUAAAGAAAUCUUCACUCGCAAAUCAGCUGCAUUUUUCCAAACAGACAGCUGUUACAUUGUCCAAUAUACCGUUGCAUUUUGCGGAACUCAGAAUUUUGGCGUCAAUAAUAUUGUCUACAUGUGGAUUGGCAAAGAAGCAUCUCCGGAAGCAAUAUCAAAAUGUACUAAAUUCGGCAAGGAACGAUUUCAUAAACUCGGUGACAAGACCAUGGUAGUGAAGAUGAACGAAAGUGACGAAACCCCACAUUUUUUGCAAAUCUUUUCGGGGAAGUUUGUCAUUCUGAAAUCUAACAUUAGCAAUGGAAAUAUGAUAAACGGUAAUGGUAAUAUUAACAACAACAAUAGCAGCCAUCAAAACCUUUCGAAGCUGGAGUUCUUCAAAGUUCAAGGCGAUUCCACAUUCACUUCCAAAGCUUGGCAAAUUCAACCGCUAAAUGCUCUAACAGGAAAAGAUUGUUAUGUGAUAAGAUCCAGCUCGGAUAUGGUUUGGGUAUGGUGUGGACAAAGUUCAACGGGUGAUGCUCGAGAAGUUGCCAAAAAUAUCGGAUCGAUUUUUGCCGAUGAGUGUAAUCUCGUUAUGGAGGGUAAAGAGCCCAAGGAAUUAUGGGACUCAGUAUCGAAUCAAAUAAGGCAAACAGAAAAUUCAACAAGUUCCUCGUCAUUAUAUGAGCUGCCACAAGCAACAAUAGGCAUUCCAAUUGACAAGACUAAAGUUCACCUGCAUUUGGUGUACAAUUAUCGUGGCAAAUUGCUGACACAAGAAAUUUUGGGAUUCGGACAAUCCGAUUUGUUGCCAGAAAACACAUACAUCUUAGAUGCAGGGGCAAUUGCCUUUGUUUGGUGUGGUAAGCUGUCAUUACCAGAUGACGAAGAAGGCUUUGGGGCGAUAGCUCAAGAGUUUCUUGAAACGUCGACAACUCCUCGAAGGACAACAACAGCGAUAGCGUUGGUUAGGCAACACAAUGAACCGAAUAUAUUCACUGGAUUCUUUGAUUCUUGGGACAGAAAGUUUUUUGAUACCUAUGUACCAUUUGAAAAAAUGCGUCAUGAUAUCACUCGCAAUGGCUACAGUAACGGUUUCAAGAUUGUUGAGCAAUCAUUUAAGAACGAUAGUAAUUUCGAUCAGCACCCCAAGUAUCCUUUGUCAGUUUUACAACAAGAAGCUGUCACGUUACCCACAGAGGUUAAUCCUCUUAAACGAGAGGUUCAUUUAACACAUGACGAUUUUGUAAGCCUAUUUGGGAUGCCAUUUUUGGAGUUCGAAGUAUUACCAGCAUGGAAAAAACAAGAAUUAAAGAAGAAAUUUAAAUUAUUUUAAUUUAAGUUAAACAAAAUUAAGUGCAUACAUAAUUUUAAAUGAUUUUUGAAAAAUAUAAUGAAAUAUAUUUUGUAAAGAAUA